Harpia harpyja (harpy eagle) is the source of this 3576-nucleotide messenger RNA. RefSeq names its product regulation of nuclear pre-mRNA domain containing 1B (gene RPRD1B). The transcript has 7 exons. Lineage: Eukaryota; Metazoa; Chordata; Aves; Accipitriformes; Accipitridae. Gene Ontology annotation, cellular component: RNA polymerase II, holoenzyme. Gene Ontology annotation, molecular function: RNA polymerase II C-terminal domain binding. Gene Ontology annotation, biological process: mRNA 3'-end processing. The coding region runs from base 203 to 1183 and encodes 326 amino acids. The record is from RefSeq and is a predicted model, not a curated record.
UGCUGGGCGUAGCGGUACGCCGCGUCUCCCUCCGGCGAUCCGUACGAUGCUGCCCUUCGACCUGCCGCGGCGGGGUGAGAGGUCGGGCGGCCAUCUUGUGGCGGCGGCGGCGGCGGCGGCGGCGGCGGCUUGUUGUCGGUGAGGCUGCGUCGCGCCCUCCCCCGCGGGCGGAGCUAGGCCCGGCGCGGGCCGGCCCGCCGCCAUGUCCUCCUUCUCGGAGUCGGCACUGGAGAAGAAGCUGUCGGAGCUGAGCAACUCCCAGCAGAGCGUUCAGACGCUCUCGCUGUGGCUCAUCCACCACCGCAAGCACGCAGGGCCCAUCGUCUCCGUCUGGCACCGGGAGCUCCGCAAAGCAAAAUCAAGUAGGAAACUUACUUUCCUAUAUUUAGCAAACGAUGUCAUCCAGAACAGUAAGAGGAAAGGUCCUGAAUUUACUAGGGAGUUUGAAUCUGUUCUGGUGGAUGCUUUUUCUCAUGUUGCCAGAGAAGCAGAUGAGGGCUGCAAAAAGCCCUUGGAACGAUUGCUUAACAUCUGGCAAGAAAGGAGUGUGUAUGGCAGUGAGUUCAUACAGCAACUGAAACUUUCUAUGGAAGACUCCAAUAGCCCCCAAACUAAAGUUGCAGAGGAGAAGAAGUCUUUAAAGCGGACAUUUCAGCAAAUACAAGAGGAGGAAGAUGAUGAUUACCCUGGGAGCUACUCACCCCAAGACCCUGGUGCUGGGCCACUGCUGACCGAGGAUUUGAUUAAAGCCCUACAAGACCUGGAAAAUGCAGCAUCAGGAGAUGCAACAGUGCGGCAAAAAAUUGCCUCCCUGCCUCAGGAAGUUCAAGAUGUUUCAUUACUGGAGAAAAUUACAGACAAAGAGGCAGCUGAACGUCUUUCAAAGACCGUGGACGAAGCAUGCCUGUUACUAGCGGAGUACAAUGGCCGGCUGGCAGCAGAGCUGGAGGACCGGCGCCAGCUGGCACGCAUGCUGAUCGAGUACACCCAGAAUCAGAAGGAUGUAUUAACAGAGAAGGAGAAGAAGCUAGAAGAAUAUAAACAGAAGCUUGCUCGGGUAACCCAGGUCCGCAAGGAGCUGAAAUCCCACAUCCAGAGCCUUCCAGAUCUGUCACUGCUGCCCAAUGUCACAGGAGGUCUGGCACCUCUGCCGUCUGCUGGUGACCUGUUUUCAACAGACUAGAACAAACGGUGUCCCCCAGUUUCCAUUAUUACCAGCAGAAGUAAGAAGACUCUGGUGUUGACUGGAAAUCCAGUCUUCCAAGAUCUACAGUAGGAAGGAACUUGCAGACCCUGCUUUCAACCUCUUGGCUGCUCAUGCUCACCCUCUCUCUGUGUACAUGGGCUCACGUUGAGGGGAGGAAGAAGAGCGAGUUUUUGUGAGCUCUAAAGGGAGUAGGGAUAGUCCAUAUAGGCAAACUUUUCUCAUAUUUUUCCAUACUCUUUAGUUGCUGUUUGCUCUUAGCACUUGUUACCCCCAACAAAAGUCAUAAGAAUCAUGUACAUACAUACCUGGAAAGUUUUCAAAGAAAGGUUGACCAUAUAACAUUUUUCCCCUGUAAAAGCAUUGUAUUAUUUCUGAAUAAGUCUUGUCUGGUUUAGUUGGGUUUCUGAACCUCAUCUCUGAGAGCAGUAGAGUGACUGGUGGGCUUGGGGGGAGGGGGGUGGUGUAUGCAGGUACUGUACCAUGUCGGUGUAAGAAGGCAUCUACUGAGCAGUGGUACAGAGAAAUAUUUUUCUUAAAUCUACAGUUCCUCAUACUGUUGUGGGACUGACAUGAACAUAGUUCUUAUUUGGCAUGUACAUAAAUUGAAACUCACCACAGGCAAUAAAAAUAAGCAGCUUUUCUUUGUGAAUUAGACAUAGCUUCAUAAUUCACACACUGCUGAGCGAUGCAGAACUGGAUAUUACCUAAAUGAGAGUGGAAGUAAAUUUUGUUCUAGCUACCUUAGAUUUAUACCACAUUUUUCCUCUUCAUUAUACAAAAUUAGAUGGUCACAGAAGCUUUGGUGUAACGAACUGAGAGGUUGGAGUGGUGUAUUGCAACUGUUGAUAUCCCUGUGACAGGCACUGUCUGAUCUACUCUCAGGAUGGUUACAUUAAAAAUACUAUUCUAUAAAUUCUCUCCAUAGCUUUAGUGAAGAUAUUUGAUGCACAGAAGUUAAAUGUGGUAUAAAUAUUUAUUUAUAUAGAAAAUAGACCCAUAUAUAUGCACAUAUCCUGUAUGCACAUGUAUCAUGUCCAUGCAUGUAGAUAUUAGAAGGAUGUACUUAAUUUUGUGUCACAGAUUAUUGCGAGUUGAUUUUUAUAAUUGGGAAAAGUCAAAAAAAAAGAAGAGGAGGAAAGAAGGCAAAUUUAAAAUGCUCUUAAUUCCAUUAUUUUGCUAGCUAAUGUUUUAGGUGCCAUGGAUGUAGUUACAUUUCAGUUUGUGUGUUAGGUCUAACAAGCUGGACUGAUCACUGAAAACCAUUCCAAUUUGGAUAACAAUUCUGUUUAAAUUUAGCACCUCUCACUGUAAAACAUUUUAAGUUUCUGGAAACACUUGAUCUGAUAAUACAGGUUUUGUAAAACAGAGGCUGAAAUUAGUUGAAGUGAUGUGCUGUGUUUGUGUCUCCCUAUAGUCUUAAGCUGCUGUUGUCAAAGACAUGAGAGGAAACCUACCUACAGAAAUGCAAAGCUUGUUCUGCGUCCUCAUUAAUUUAUUUUACAGGGUAUUCAGUAGCCUAUUCAGCAUUCAGUUAAAUAAUACAGCAUUUUUUGGUCAUUAAGUUAAGAAGCUCACGUGCUUUUCUUACUGAGGCUUCAUUUUGUCCUUUUUUUAAAACUCCUUGCACCCUUACUGCCCAGCCAAGAAAUCUGUUUUUUCUCUUAGUUUACAGGAACUUUUCCAGUGGCAGAACUAUUCUUUCCAUGAAUUGGUUUGAUUGUACAGCCUUUUAUGGUCCAAACAUUAUUUAGAUAAAGCACUGUACGUUCUCUCUGCUUUUGCCAAAACUGAAAAACAAAAAAACCCCCACCAAACCUCAAAAACCCAAACCAAAAGACUCAUUUCUAUCCUGUCUCAGCUCAUGGAGUUACCCUGAAGCUGUUUUAACUAAUAAUGAUUUUGAACAUUGACUGAAUGUGUAUCCAUUAUAGGACAAAAAAAGCUGUCUAAAAAAACCCUGAUGUAGACAAAUGUGUUGACAUCUCACGCUGUUUUGGGCAGAUCUUCUGUGAGAGAGUUGUAUGUUGGUUGGUUUUUUUUUUUUGUUGGUUUUUUUUUUAAUUGAAAUGUUUUGAUUUUUUUUUUCCAAAUAUAUGUGUGUGUUUUAUUUUGCUUAAUUUAAAUGAAGUCUUGUGGUUUUUAAUUUUAUUUGUUUUACUUUUUGGGCAAAGGGCAUCUGGUGAACUGGGUGACGUUCUCUCAAGGUUAAACAGAUUUCCCCAAGGUGUGUCUUUUUUUAACAAAAGCUUAAAUCUGUAUAUGAAUUGAUUUAGGAAUUAAUUUAGACAUAUAGGCUGCCAUUUGUGACAGCAGUAUAUUCUGAAAUGUCUCAUAGAUAUCUAUUUUUGAAUAAAGAGGGUGUCGUUGAA